GGCUGGGGCCGCGCCAUGUCGCACGGAGCCGGUCUCGUCCGCACCACGUGCAGCAGCAGCAGCAACGCGUUCGGGCCCGGGGCCGGCGCGGGUCAGCCCAGCGCGAGCCCCUCGGAGGGGCUGCUGGACCCCGACUACCCCCGCACUCACACGGGCCUGCUGAAAGUGGCGCAGAUGGUUACUCUGCUGAUUGCCUUCAUCUGCGUGAGGAGUUCUCUGUGGACAGACUACAGUGCCUACAGCUACUUUGAAGUGGUCACCAUUUGCGACUUAAUAAUGAUCCUCGCCUUUUACCUGGUCCACCUCUUCCGUCUCUACCGCAUGCUCACCUGUAUCAACUGGCCCCUGUCGGAGCUCCUGCAUUAUUUAAUCGGCACCCUGCUUCUCUUAAUCGCCUCCAUCGUGGCAGCCUCCAAGAGCUACGGCGUGAGCGGACUGGUGGCCGGAGCGAUAUUCGGCUUCAUGGCCACCUCCCUGUGCCUGAUGAGCAUCUGGCUGUCCUACAAGAUCUCCUGCGUCACCCAGUCAACAGAUGCAACCGUCUGAUGAAGGCACAGCACCAGGCACUGCAGGAGACCCUGCCGGGGUUGGCGGGACUCGAGGCCCAGCAGACAGGAGGACUGGUGGGCAUGUGACCUGAGGAAAGCCUUCUGAACCUGUGUUCCUGUGCCAAAGUCCUGCUCUCUAAGACACUGGCUCCCUGGGCUCUGAGCUGGUCCAGCCUCUUUCUCUGGUCUCUCUCUGCCAGCUUUUAGAACUGCCUCAAGAGUCGGCAGUUCAAAUCCACCAGCCACUCCUUGGAAACUCUACAGGGCAGCUGUACUCUGUCCUAUAGGGUCGCUAUGAGUCAUAGCUGACUUGACUGCAAUGGGUUUUUCAGGUACUGACGACCCUACGGGAGGGGUUUCCGGAAACUCGUGCAUAAAUCUGCUUCUACUUCACAUUCCUCGGGGAAGGGAGCUGCCUUAAGGCCUCUCAUGAAAACAAAGCCACCUCUUAACUUACCUGGCUGUCAGCCUGGCCUGGAAGACACCCAUCUUUCUUAAAUGAGGCAUGCCUGUAGAAACACUAUGUGGUCAGCCCGUCCCCAGAGAGGAGAUCCCAAGUCUCCAGCCUUUGUUACCAUUGUGUGUGUGUAUGUGUUUUUUUUUUUAAUUAAAAUAUUGACUUGGGCAGUU
Messenger RNA from Loxodonta africana (African savanna elephant), 1178 nucleotides. RefSeq names its product CKLF like MARVEL transmembrane domain containing 7 (gene CMTM7). Gene Ontology annotation, cellular component: membrane. The transcript is spliced from 5 exons. The record is from RefSeq and is a predicted model, not a curated record. Lineage: Eukaryota; Metazoa; Chordata; Mammalia; Proboscidea; Elephantidae. The coding region runs from base 16 to 546 and encodes 176 amino acids.